Messenger RNA from Mya arenaria, 3649 nucleotides. Its product is annotated as zinc finger protein 878-like. The record is from RefSeq and is a predicted model, not a curated record. NCBI's taxonomy places the organism in Eukaryota, Metazoa, Mollusca, Bivalvia, Myida, Myidae. Bases 78 to 2591 code for a protein of 837 amino acids. The transcript has a single exon.
UAUCCGCUUGUUUGUCUUUGUUUUUAACUUUAUCCACAGGACGUAUCUCAGUUGCAGACGGAUUCAUAUCAUACAGAAUGGAUAGUCUUUUCACCUCAACGACGGUUCUUCUUUCUCAAGACUUUUUAGAGAAACAUUCAUUCAAAAUAAUUCAAUCAAAACUUGCUAAGCUUAGACUGGUCACAGGAGUUCAGUUUUCAAAGAAUAACGCAAUACAUGGAAACUGGGAGCAAAUUAAUACGGCGUUUCAUUUCCUCCAACAUUGGGAUGAGUUUCCGGACCAUGAGCCCAGUGAUGUUUCAAAAUCAAAGCUGAAUGGUUUGUGCAAAUGCAGAGACAUUCAGAACUUACCAUCUACUAACAAAGAAAAAGUGUAUUGCACAAAUAUAUACUCUGCAUCAGUUAAAAAGGAUAUAGAAACUCUUAGAGAUGAUUUACUGCAAAGGAAAAACACUGAACAAUGUAUUGAAAACAAUCCAUCAAAAGAUACCAAAAAGUGGGUGAACAUUAAGAUUCCAAGUGUAAAAUGUGAAUCUACCAGAGAAAGUGAAAGAAUAGCACUUAAACAGACACCAGAAAGAAAUAGCACACUUAGGGGAGAAAGUCAUGCUGAAAUAAAAGAUUUGUCUGUGACUGAGAGCUAUGUAAAUGACAACAAGUGUACGGAAUUAUCUUCAGGGGCUUUAGCUGAUACUGGCAGUGCUUUGCUUGAUGACAGUUAUUGUAAUUUUUCAGAUGGAACAUUAACAGCAUGUCCAAACACUUAUUAUAUGAAAGCGUGUGAAGGUGAUAAUUGUGAUGGUAGUUCAUGUGUCAAAAUUGAUUCCACUAAACGAGCCCAAAAGAAGAGGGACAUCAAGAAGCCAGGUGAUACUGGUUACUGGAGCAGAGUCAAAAGAAGCGAUAACCAUUUAGAGCAUAUCUGUUCUGAAUGUGGUGUCAUUCUAAAAUCAAGGAAAAGAUAUAAUGAGCACAAGCGCAGGAUGCAUAAAAAAGACUUCAAGUGUGAAGUUUGUCUUAAAGGGUUUGGUUAUCCCUCUGAUCUGGCCAAGCACAAGUGCCCUGGAAAACCAGAUGUCCAAAGUCAGAGAGAAACUAGAUGUACCAAUAAAACAAAUGGGGAAAAGCACAUCAAGGAACAAAAGCAUCCAUGUCAAGAAUGCAGCUUUAUUGCAUCAACUGAGGCUAAACUAGAAGUGCAUGUAAGAAGAAAGCAUAAUAUAGUGUUUGAGUGUGGAGAUUGUCUGGAUUCUUUUUUAGAUUCAAAAAGUUUGAAAUCACACAUUGAUUCUGUUCACAGAGAAAAUAUGUACAUUUGUGAAAAAUGUUCCAAGUCAUAUAGAUCAAAAUUUUGUUUUGACAGCCACCUCAAAAGUCAUGAAAAGGAUUAUGUAAAACCAAACUUUCUAUGUGGUCUUUGCCGAAAAUCUUUUACAACAAAAUAUAUUUUGUCACAACAUACAAAAUCAUCACACUUGGGAGUCAAGAUGUCAUACCUUUGUCCAGUUUGUGGAAAGAAAUUCCGUCAGCGAAGCUCAUUCAGGCAACAUAUGAAUGUUCAUAAUGGUGUUACUCCUUAUAAAUGUGAAACUUGUGGCAGAGCUUUCACAUAUCACAAAUCACUUCGUGAACAUGUUUUCAUGCAUGACAAUAUUCGGAGAUUUCCUUGUGAUAUUUGUGGGAAGAAAUUCAGGCAAAGAACAACACUGUACAUUCACAAAAAGACCCACAACACUGUCAAAGACCAUGCCUGCAAAGACUGUGGUAAAACCUUUGCUCAAAGACAGGCGUUGGAAAGGCAUAGAAGAAUUCAUACAGGAGUUCGCCCAUACAAAUGUCUUGUGUGUUCAAAGCAGUUUAGAGAUUCGUCCACUAUUAGGCGUCACAUAAUUUCCCUUCACCAGACACAAGAAACUAACUGGCGUUCCAGUGUUUCAUAUGCAGCAAAGAAAAAGUCUGACUAUUAUAUAACUGGUGGCCCGUACCAAAACCGGACGUAUGACAACACAACGGAAAGUUCAAACAAUACCUCAGUUGAAUUGGCCAAUGACAACAACUUAAGUGAUGAACCUGAAAUUUUUCAUGCUAUCCCGAUAAAUUCACAGAACUCGCAAGGAUUGAUACUCUCUGAUCAGAGGAAGACAAACGGUCAGGCCAGUUUAUUACUGCAAGUACCUCUACAAGCAAGCAGUCAUUCAUUUACUUGGAGAACUAUACAGAGCGAUGAAUCAGUAGCUAACAUGUAUAAUGCCUUACCAAAUUCUCACAAUGCUCUUUCUGAAUCCACAGUCACUACUGUGAGCAAUAGUACCGAUCUAGUCCAAUCGAUAUCCCUACGCUCAGAUAAUGUGCCAGUGAACUUUGACCAAAUGGUUGACAUAGGCACCAUACAUACUGUGCCACCAGUGUCUGCCAAUAUAGAAACGGAGAAGGGGCAUGUUGUACCCACAUUUGUACAGUUGCAGCCCUCGCUUCAGCUUCUGAAUCAGAGACAGACAGAGGACACCGCAGACACCACUAUUUUGCAGCCUGCAACGUUCAUACCAUUUUCGUAUUUCAGAACAAUAGAUACCAACUCAAAGACUAACUGACUUGACUUAGCGAUAGAUAUCAUACAUAUUGCCUACAGAUGACACCGCGCGGAACAAUUCUUAUGAUAGCCAAAGCUUAAAAAAUUAAAACAAAUUAUUUCGACAACAAUGGACGUAAAUGCAACAAAUCUAAUCAUUCUGGCAUAAUGUGUCAACCGAGCAAAUGUUUAAUUAGUGGCGCGCUUGCACAUACAUUUACGCACACAUGUUACAGUACCUUAGUUUUAGGCUGACUUUGAAAUACCAAGUGGGGCGAGGGGGGGUUCGUGGGCUCGGAUUAAAUUAAUUUGACAAGGAGGCAAUGGUGUUACUGACAUAAAUAAAACUAAAUGGUGAUCUAUAGAUAUUAAAUAUGUAUGGAAUUUGUUUCGAAUGUCCGUGUUCAUGGGUGUGAGCUAGUGUAUAUUCGUACAUUCAGACAGUUUGUCUCUUUAAGAAAUUGAUUAUUAUUAUCUUCAGUGAUCGCAUCAGUCAGGCUGACUAUUCUCGCGAUAAAGAUAAACUACAUGUGUUUUACUCGUUUGUAAUUAUAAAAAGUGUCUAUAACAUUUUUAUCGAUAUAUUGUGUGCCAUCUGGGAGUAAAGUUUAUUAGUCCCAGGUAUAAUCGAAUGUCAAAAUGUUUAUAAGUAAGUGUACAUUUUUAAUUAUAUACACGUUAUUUGAAGUAUUAUUAUGUGUAUACAUUGUCAUAUCUACAUUUAUAUUAAACGAUUUUUGUCGUUAUUUUAACAUUUUUCCUUGUUUAGAUGUUGUAUUUUAUCGUUAUUACUAGCGCUUUCUAUCAUUUUGAUCAGUUACACAAUAAAUUUAAAGCUAAGAACUUUUUGUUGAAAAACGAAUUCAUAAUAUUGUUUUACCACAUUGUUCAUAUAUUACGACGCGUUCGAAUAAAGAAAUCCAAUUUUGAAAUUUGAAGCAAACGUGGCCUACACAACACGUAAUUAAGUGUAUUUUCGAAGCUCUUCUUUUGAACUAUUUUGGUGACCCUGUCAAUAAACAGGUAACUCACCUGGAUAUUUUGAUUGACAUCCUUCUGUGGAACUAAUGUACAUUAAUA